Ambispora leptoticha is the source of this 548-nucleotide messenger RNA. The record is from the annotation of a GenBank genome assembly. Lineage: Eukaryota; Fungi; Glomeromycota; Glomeromycetes; Archaeosporales; Ambisporaceae.
AAGCAGUGGAACCGCAUAUCGUUCGUUCGAAUAGUAUUGAAGCACUUUCUUCCAACCUGACUAAAAAUCGUUUGCAACUGUUUGCUACCUUGGUAGAAAAAAAACCCGUUAAUUUAACUGAGUUGGCUCACUUAUUACAAAAAGAUUAUGCCCUAGUGCGACGGGAUGCUCGUAUCUUGGAAGGCAUGGGGCUGAUUAAAUUAGAAAAAGUAGCCAACCAAGCCCAAAAUGGUCAUGGUAGCGGUAUAAGGUUUAAUGAAGUUAGGCCAAUUGCUCUAUAUAAGCGGAUUGUGUUUGAUUUUCCCAUUCAAGAGGAGGCGAGAAUAGAAAACGGGUAUAUUGAAGAAACCGAAAGAUUGGAAAGACAAAGCCAAGAAUACUUAAAAGAGAUUGAACUUGCUAAAUUCCAUGAAGAACGAGGCAAAAUAAACUGUGAAUGCUACUCUUGCGAAGAACAAAAAAUAAUCAGAAGUGAAGUAAUUAACGAACAAAAGAAAAUUAUCACUGAUUAUGAAGCCGAACAAAAGAAAGAAAUGGCGGUGGAAUGA